Messenger RNA from Porites evermanni, 10559 nucleotides. Lineage: Eukaryota; Metazoa; Cnidaria; Anthozoa; Scleractinia; Poritidae. The record is from the annotation of a GenBank genome assembly.
AUGAGACUUCUCACUGUCCAUCGCUUUCUCACCCUUGUAGUACUUGUGCACAUAGCACAAAGUACCGAAAAUUCGGAAGAGAAACCUGUGCAGAAGCCAGAAGUUUCUACGGAGGCCCCGUCAUCAAACGAUGCAACGCAAGCCACUGAGUCCAAAUCAGCUGAGAAUUCUGCAACGGAGAACACUGGAGGAGACGAGAAAAAAUAUGCGCUGGGAUCACUGUGUAAUUACUGCACUUAUUGCAAGGUAUAAACCCUCCAGUUAGUAUACAAUCAAUUUUAUAGCUAUCGCUGAAACUGUUUGAUCGACGCUUCGAUUCGUUAUUCCGUAAUGCUGACGUAGCGACGCGACAUGUACAGUAGAUCAAAUUUCCGCUUUCAGUAGGGUUUUAAUAUUUCUAAAAUGUUGAUUUCUUUAAAUGUCUUAAUUGGCACUUAAGAAACAAUUUUUACCUAAGGAUCUUCGUGUCUUUGGUUGCCUUCCCCCUAUUCUCCAUUUUAUUUUUUAAAUUUCAGUUAUACAGCUAUUUUGCUUGCGUGAAAAACCACUGGAAUUUUUGAGGAAAUCUUUAGAGGCUUAAGCUUCAUGGGUGGAUUAAAAUACUCCCAGAAUAAUCCAGGCUCAAAAAAAUAAUUAUCUGACAGACAAACUGGAAAUGUUGUCAGGGGCCAUUGUCAGGCGUGUAUUUAGCCUGUGCACGGACGUCCCCCCUCCCUCAGAAAAAAUCGGGAGAAGAGAGGUCUGUGAAUCGCCGUCGUUAAUCGUGUUCCGGUAUACAUUUGCAUAAAUUUUUUGUUUCAUCUGACAGUUGAAAAGGUGUUGACAAACCAAAAUGACUGGGGACUCUUUUAGAGCACGUACACAGUUAUUCUCUCGGAUGUUCUCAACAUUUAUUGCUAAGCUAGGCUCUAACUAGAAUAUCUAGCUAAAAUGUCAUUUAAAACGAGUAUUUCAUGCUUUUGAAUUUUUUUUUUUUUAAUUUUUUAGCUCAUAAAGUCUGUCUGUUACUGUACAUCGAUUUCCUGUGGUUUUUGGUUUGACAAAAUUUUGAUCUCGGAAGCACUGUUUACAUUUCCAGUCAAGCGUUUUUUGCGGGAGUUGAUCCAUUCGAUGAUUUUGAGUAGGUUUCAUGUAAAGGAUCGUUCACUUCUCUUCAGCAAGAAACUACAAAAGCCUUACUUUUGCCUAAUUCUAUGAGUUAUGACCGGCACAUGUAGGCCAAAAAAUAGCCCUGGCAUCUGUACACAGGCUAGCUGAACAUCUUCUCGCAAUGUCCACGCUAACAUCCAGAUAUAAGAUCUCUGAUUAAGCGUUGAUUUCAGUACGUCCACCCACAACCGGUGCAGCAAACAUCGGUGGUCUUAAUUUCACAUGCCUAUUCCAAAGAGCCGAAAUCAAAGUAAACAAAUACAAAUGUGAUAAGCUGUCCACAAAAGCUGAGUUUUUCCCCGGGGAAUCUAUUCUGAGAUUCAUUCACCAAUCGCAACACCAGAAAUUAUUUGCGUCAUGGCAUUAACAAUACAACCAAUCAGAGGCUGUCCCCAACAUUCCGGGGAAACGGGAACACGAUUAUCAGCGGCGAUUCACAGAUGUCUCUUCUCUCAAUUUUUUCUGAGGGAGGGGGGACGUCUGUACUCAGGCUAGCAUGUAUUAGGCUGAUUUGGCAACAGAACAGGAACGUCAGACAACUGGAAAGCGCACAGAAAGGACUAAACGCGACUUCCGGUGCUCCAUUUUCCUCUCUGUGAUUGGUCAUUCCAGUUGUUUGAUUUGCAUGCACCGUCGUCAACUGACGUUCCCGUUCUGUUGCUAAAUCAGUCUAUUAUCACAGGCGGCCCAGAUGUAGUGUGUCAAUAACAUGGACAAAAUGGGAUGAGUCGUCGAAUCUCCCAUGAACCAAAAUAGUCCAGAAGUCAAAAUAUAACAAAACAAAGCUAACAUAUGUACCUUUAACUAAACGUUUCCUUGUUUUUCCUGGCCGGUUAAAGUGGCAUUUUGUUGAUUUUUGCAGUUGUAGGUACUAUCCACUAAAGAAGAAUUAAAGGCUGGCUACAAAAAAAAACGGACCAUCUCCACAUGCCUCCCUGCGAAGUGCUAUAAACUGAGAAUAAUCGACGAAUCAGCUCCAGAUUGCUAUAGGCUAAUCUGCAGGUUACGUGUGCUCCGGCUUCUUGCUCAGUUGCUCCCUAAACCCAUCGCAACUGCAUGAUAAUCGCUCACUCAUUAACAAACACUUGACCUUUAUGCUCUGUCAUGAACCACAAAUGGGCAGGAUUACUACGCAAUUUGAGUAUUCAAGCAUAGCGACUGCAUCUGCGCGACAAUACACUUGCUAUGGGAGAUGGUACUAUAAAAAAAUAAAAUACAAGGUCUGUAAAAAACUAAUAUCAGAGAGCUAAAAGCAAAGCUCUCAACAAUAUUUAAUUAGCAAAAAAGCAACUUUACAUCUGCAGCACAAUGUUUUUGUACAUUUCUUUGCCGUUCUUUUGCAGGACUACAACGUGAAACUUUCAGAAACUUUUUGUUGGUACUUCCUUUUCUUCUCUUUCUUAUGCUCCAGCGCUCCAUAAAGAUCGAUUCUGUGGAUUUGUUUUGGUUAGACGCUGAGUCCUCAAUGUGAAAGAUCAGAUGUACAUCAAAGAAUGCUUUUUAUCCUCCUGAUGGUACUAUUUCUUCUCGGUCAAUCAACACGGAGGGAGGGUCUGCUACAUAAGUUUUGACCCAAAAACAAGAGGCGAUCGCGCGACCCUUCCUGUCUGUCCGUAAACAGUUUUCAAGUUCGAAUUUUUGUAGCGUUUGUAGUCACAGCUGCUGUCACAUUGUUCGUUCAUCAUUCACUCACACUUUUUGAUUGACUGAGAAGCAGCGGUACCAUCCCUCCCAUAGCAAGCACUGGGCCAGGUUGUUCAAAGCUGGGUUACGGUAACCCAGGGUUAGUGCGAAAUAAUUUAUGAGAGCUUAAAAAGCAAAUUCACUUUAAUUCUCUUUGCCUAAAAUUUGAUAAUUGGAUACGCCAAAAAGAAUAGAGAAAAUAUCCGCGAAAGUGCUUUUGAUAAAAAGAAAAUGCAAUGUGGGUUAAAAUUUAACCCUGGAUUUGCGCUAACCGGUGUUCGAACAACUGGGCCCUGUAAUAUUGCGCGGAUGCGGUCACUAUGCUUACAUAUUCAAAUCGCACAGUAAUCCUGCCCGUUUGCGGUUUAUGACAGAGCAUAGAGGUCAAGUGUUUGGUGACGAGCAAGCAAUUAUCUUGCAGUUGCAAUGGGUUUUGUGGAACCAGCAAGCACACGUAACCUGCAGAUUAGCUAAUGGCAAUUUGGAGCAGAAUCAAGCCCUAGGAUUUCACGGUAAUGAUCAUUUCCGGUACCGUGUCGUUACCAUGAUCUUAAAAUAACAGAAGCAAAAAAUAUAGUUUCCCAGUGACAUAUCCCGAUACAUUUUGACUGAGGGAUGAAAAUACACAAAUGUCUAUCGUCCACAAUCUUGAAUCGUUCCCAAAGUACAUUGCACAUUGUUGAUGAUUUACGCAUGAACUGAGAAUAUUGUUUUACACUUAACAACAGCAAUUGUUAUGGCCUCCACUGCCAAGAAAAAAAUAUGAUGCCAAAAGCUUAAAAACAAUUAGAAUGUAGUCUUUUAGUGACAAUUUCACUGUUGAAACUGAUGAUGAGUCCCGAAUCUCCUUAUGAAAAGACAAGAUCUGUAGCGAGUAUAAGUCUAGUAUAAGCUUACUUUUUUAGUUGGAUUGAAGAGGUUUCUGGAGUUUUUGACAACUUAGUGCACACACAUUUAACACUUAAACUGACCUUCUUCUGACAUUUUAUAUUAAGAAUUAAUGGCAUACAAUAAACUUAACUUCUUUUACUUAGCCUUAACAGAAAAAGAAUGCUUUAGACUUCGAAUUCCUUUUGAACUUUUUUUCGAAUGGUUUUCUCACGAGGCUGGAUUACCAGCCAGUGUUUGGGAAAAUGACCCCACACUCAAGCGUAAAUCUCCUCAAACAGGUAUUCAAGCUUAAGGUUCAGGAAAUGGAAUACACAUUUAGAUAAACAAACUUUAGGAAUCAUAAAAAAAAACUUAUUUGGGUUGUUAAAGAACACAAUCUGCAAACAUUUGUUUUGCAUCCCAUACAAUGUAUUUGCAUGUUCAGAAAUGAACAUCGGUGAAACUUCAUCUAUUUCGUUGCCUUGCACACUAUCACAAGUCUCCAGAAAGAGAAAAUGUCGCUAAUGUUUUAGGGCAAAGAAGUUGAUUUCACGAGAAGUCUGUUUGACAAACAGCAUGACUUCAACGGUACUUCAUUAGAAGUCAAUAAAAUACGGCAGAGCUUUUAUUUUGGUUGUCACGCUCAACAGAAAUUUGCUCAUAGUUGUUUACAAGAAGCUCCAGAAAUAAGCGCCGUUCGUUCUCAAUUAACUUAAAUGUUUAUCAGACUAAUCUGGUAUUGAGUCCGCAAUCGAGAUACAUGUUCGACAUAAAGGAAUUGUUUUUAAUCAAUGCACUAAAAGUCAUUCCUGGAGAAACAUGGCUCGACCUGUUGAGAAUUGCGAUCGAUUUGCCCGAAAGUCGAUAAGACUUCCGUCAAUUUCAUCACUAGCUGAUUUUCACAAUCCUUUUUCAAGUAAAAGUCAAACAUUAGACGGACCAACCGUUAGAUCAUAAGAAUAAUCCAUUAGAGUGUUAGAAGAAAUCGUUAAAGCGUUUAGACAAAUCAUUAGAGAGUUUGGUCGCAACGUCAACCCUGACCAAAAAAUUGUUACCAAUAGUUUCCUAUGAUCUCUGGGCAUGGAACCGAAAAAUAUUAUUGUUAUUCAUGGGAUUAAAAUCCUGGAGCUUGCGGGAUCGUCAAUUCUUCUCAAAUUUAUAGCGCUUCGCGUGGAGGUGCUUGGAGAUGGUCCGUUUGUUAUUGUAGCCAGCCUUUCAUUCUUCUUUAGUGGAUAGUACCUACAAUUGCAAAACUUGACAAAAUGCCACUUUAAUUUAACUGGCCAGGAGAGACAAGGAGACAUUCAGUUAAAGGUAUUGUUAGCUUUGUUUUGUUAUAUUUUGACUUCUGGACUAUUUUAGUUCAUGGGAGAUUCGAUGGCUCAUCCCAAUUUUUCCAUGUUAUUGACAGACACUACGUCUGGGCGACCUGUGGUAUCAUGUUCAUACAAAAAUCUUUCCUCAAAUAAGCACACAGGUACUUACGUAAAGAAGGGUGCUUAUUAAGUUUUCCAUUCAAUGGGCUGUUAUUUUAUUUUGGCGUGAAAUCUUUUUUGAAAAGAUAGAAAUAUAAAACCAAAAACUAUAACUACAUAUUGUCUAGUAGUUAAAUCUAAGGCUCCUAUUUAAAUGUCUCCGCCCGCCUCAUCUAGCUUUUGCUGUUUGUGGGCCGAGAUGGCAAAAUGAUGUGUAUGAAAAUAAAGUAUAGUGUGUGUUUAACAUUAAAUCACUACGAUCACCCAGAUGAUUGUGCUUCACCUGCUUUUGAAAGUCAUGGGGAGCCAAGAGGAGGGCUUUUUCAAGAGGGGCACUGACUGAUAUUAUGCCCAAGGGGGUGGAUGCUUAUUUGGGGAAGGGUGCUUGUUAGAGUGUGUGGGCUUAUGCAGCUUCAAACUGAUAGUCUUGGUAAUAAUUUAUGUUCUGCCCAGUCAUUUUGUCCAGCUGCAAAGAGAAUUUUGUUUUAGACAUAUUGGGCAAAUGUUAUUCUGACAUUGCCUGAUGAGUGACUGUUAUAACAACUCUGCAAACAAGUCUGUGAGCAGACUUUUUUUCCUUUACACCUAGUUAUUUUCUUCUCACAACUUGUGGAUUGUAGACUGAUCUCACUUCUAGUCACUCAUGGUCCAAAAAUGUCUAGCAGUAAUAGAAUAUUUUAGUUAAUCAUUCCAUUAAGUGAAAAACAAAAGAAUAGCAAUUUACACAUUAUAUGACACAGGUCAAAAUUAAAUUCAGGUUAAAAAUUUUUAACCUAGGUUGAUUCUCAAUUAUUUCCUUUGUUUCCUAGCCCUAAUUAUUCAUGAAUUAGGGCUAAGAGACAAAUUAGGAAAUUGAGAAUCAACCUAGGUCAAAUCAAAAUUAACCUUACCAAGUAUAUUCAGUCAAAUUUGACCUGUAAAGGCUGAUUUAGAGGUACAAUUUUUGCUUACUACUAUCAUGCGCGACUACCAUGUGUUAUGACUUCACAAUAGAUCAUGUCGUGUGAAUUAGACCCAUGACAUUCGUACGAUACAUUGUGGAUGGCGUUAGUAAAAAUUGUGCGUUUAUGGAUUGUUGAAAGUCAUGACGUAUCACUUGCUAGUCGAGCACGAUAGUUGUAAGCAAAAAUCAUACCUUGACUGGCCUUAACAUAACUACAGUAACAUCCUGGGGUCAUGUUGAUCUGUCUUUUAGUUUUGUGAAUUGUGUGACAAGGAUUGCCCAUGUGAAACCAGUAAGAAGAAGCCAAAUUGUCAUUUGUGCAAGGUAAGUUUGAUUUUUGUCAUUUAAACUGCUAAAAUGUUGAAAAUAAACUAAAAUUUUGAAUAAAAUUUUAUGCUUGCAAAUGUUGUGACAAAACUGGCAAAUGAUCAUGAAGAGUAAUGCUGCAUGAAAUUAAAAAUUAUUGAGAAUUAAUCAUAUCAGCCUUGUACUGUUUUCUGUUACUUUGGUUGCGAACAGACAACAUCAUCUUGACUCAAGCAAAUUUUCCACCUCAGGAUUUCUGCUGACUUUGAAACAUACCCAGAUUAUACAUGUACUUUGGUUCUAAUAAACUUUUUUCAAUAGAGAAAUACUAAGUUCUGGACUGUUAUGCUUCGCCAGCUUGGUAAAGACACCACUUUGAACUUAUAGACAUAGACAAUUAGACACAGUUAAAGUUAAGGCAGAAAUUAAAAUUGACUUAUUGUAACUUUUAUUUUGUUGUUUUGUUGUCAUUUCAUUUCUCAAUCAUUGAGAAAUCAAGCUUCACCCAUUAAAAUUGCCACUUCAGUGAUUCUCAUAAGAAAGGAAUUUUGUCUCUAGAGAUGACUCACUUGUCUCACAAUGAGCGAGACGAAACUGGUAACUUACUUUACUAUACAUGUAUGAUUUGCAAACUUGGGUUCCAAUCUCACUCAACUUCUUUCCACAUCAUUGCCAAGCAUCAUAAGCUUGCCAAAGCUAGUAAUACCUAAUUACUUCAAUCCCAAUAAACUGUGCAGUUAGAAAUCAUUUUCAAGAGCUUCUAGUUGAGUCAAACACUUUAUUGUGGCUUAAAUUAUCAUGUUAUGUAUACCAAGUAAUUACAUGAACUUGGUGGUUGUAUGCUGCAUGGAGUACAAGUAGGAUGAUUAUAAAGUACUUUUCUCAUUUUAUCUUGCAGUACUGUAAAUAUUGCAACCUGUGCAGUUUGUGUGAUGUAGUCUGUGUUCCAGGUUAGUUGCCUUUAAUAAUACCGACAGAGUGUUGAUUUCAGGCUGUCUGAUUCCUUCUGAAAGAGUGUGAAAAUGGAAAUCGAACAAGACAGUGGAGUUACCAGGAGGUUGCAUUAUGUGCAAAAAUGUCUACUAUUUUGACAAAGUAAUGCAAUUAUUAAUCUAUCUGUACAGCAAUUUAUUGUUCCAAGAAUACUGGUUAUAUGGUGCAAUUUGAAUAAGAAAUAAUAAGCAAACCUUGAGAGUGUAGAGACAAGAUAUAGAGAAAAAAGCGUGAUUCAUUGGUUUCACAUUUUGGGAUUCAGACCUGGCAAGAGAACAUGAUACUUUUCCACAAAGCAAGUCACAUGUAGUUGAAGCCAGAUACCUGGAAAAAUGCCUGUUCUAAUAGAGGAGAGAAGGGUGACCUGACGUUACCAGGGUAUCAAAAUUUUUGGAUCACUACAGUAGGGAGCUUAAGCAACGGCGACGGCGAUGAGAAUGGCCAAAAAAGCAAUAGGUUUGAAUUAGCAAAACAACAACUUUGCAUGUGCAUCACCCUUUUUUUACAUUUCCAAAUAGUCUUCGUUGUAUGACUGUGACAUGAAAGUUCCUAAUUCAACUUGCCCACUUUAUGGAGUAUGUGAACACAACACAAAAAUUUUCUUUUUCCCUUUCUAAACUUAGAUAUGGUUCUUUUGGAUCCAACCCUAGAAAAUUGUGCCAACAUUUGACAAAUUAAAUGAAAUUGAAUAAGAUCGAUGAAGUUUGAAGGGUGCAAAUUCACUUUUUAAGUGAAGUUUCCUGCUUGUUGUCAUCCAGAAAUUUUGCUACCAUGGCAACGUCACGUAAUGACUUCUCUUCUCUAUUAUAAACAGCUCUUAGGCUAUGUUCACACUAUACCAAAUAGCUUUUUGUGCCAACACGAAAAGCUAUUCGUUAUACAUGUACAUGAUUGUAGUAUGGAUAGCUACAUUGUAUCCGAUAUGUGACUUUCCACUUAUAAGAUUGGUGCUUCACAGCUUCACUCCAUUACAGAAAUCACACUUGUUAUAUGUGAUCAGGAGGAGCCCUACAUGUAAAUCCGGUAUGGUUUUCAUACCAGAGCAAAAGGUUUCCAGUAUUGUGAACUUAGCCUCCCAGUAGGGGUUCUCUGGAUUUCAAGUGACAGGGAUGAUUGAAGGAAUUUGUUGGGGUUUGAAAUUUUUGAUUUCAGGAAAUUUUUUGAGUAGGAAAAUUUUGGCAAGUAUUUUUUGGUAGCUUGAUUUAGGUAGGGAUUUUUUGGGGGGUAUUCAAAACAAUCUGAAGAUUCGUGAUAGUUCCCCCAUAUCCCUGCUGCAUAUGAAUAAACAAACACAAAUACUCCAUUACAAACGUUUCUGUUUUUCAUGUUAUAUCAUUUUAAAGCUUUCUGGAAAUUUUUAUGGCUCAGAAAUUGGGCAUGGAAUUUUUUGGGGGUUAAAUUUUGGUCCAGGAAUUUUGGGGGGUUUUGAUUUUUGCCUCCAUUCAAUAGUCCCUGUCACUUGAAAUCCAGAGUACCCCCCUCUUCCCCUCUGGGCGUAGCUUUAGAUACUCCUUUCAACCACAUUGUUUAUACAACCACAUUUUAUUGACCCAAAAUUAAAACACUCAGUCAUUUUCUUUUCAAAAACGUCACACAACCAUCUCAUCGGUAUAGCCACAUGUUUUUGGCCAAACAAAGGUCGUAUCUACAGGUUAUUUUAGCUAUAACUUUGGAAGACCCAAAUGUUAAAUAACUUGUCCUGUUUCCAUGUAGGUGGAGUUGUUGAUGUUGUGAGCUCAGCAAUUUACAAGUAAGUUUGGUUCAUAAUGGGAGAGUUUAAGUUCACAUGUAGAUAAUAGGUAUCCAAGGAAUGCAUAAAGUCAUUAAAUAGAACGAUAUCAUGUACUAUUAAUGUGUGGCUGCUUUUCCCAUUAUUGUAUCACAUUUGAACCCCCACCAUUGUUCGCUCACUAAAAUGGCCUCCUUUCUACUACAGCCCCCUUUAUUUGUCCCAGCUAGCAAACAGUACCAAUAAUCCAUUCUUUCACCCUUGUUUUAACCUCAGUCUAUUAAAAAACUAGUGCACUUUUCCACUGCAACGCCCUGUUGGGAACAGUUCUGAGAAGUGACACGGCCUUGAAACAGCAACAUAAGACAGAUGAAAUAGAGACAAACAACACAAAAAUGAAUUGAGAUUGGGACAGUGAUGAGGACAAGCACAAAUACAAUGGGAAAAUACCAACAGGGACAUGGGCCCUACCUUCACAAUAUGUGAAAUUCAAACUACUGGAAUAUGUUCCCCCACCCCUCCUUAAAAGAGAGUGGUGAAUAAAUUGAUGUUGCAUACUCACCUUGCUUUGUAACAAUUUUGUUGUAAAUAUCUGAUUUGUGUUUUAUUGACAUAUUUUUUAAUUACACUGCAUGCACAUGCAGCUGUAUGAAUAUUCUUGAAUAACCAUUGAGAAAACUGAUAAACAUUUUCUACUCUUCUUUUGAACUCAUUUUGUCACAAUACACUGUAAUUCACCCUAUACUGCGAACAGUCUCUCCCUUUCUUCAUUUAUUUUUUUUUGUGAGGGGAGUGUAUGCCCGUGUGAACAUCAGGACCCAAGAAACAGGGCAGUAGCUUCUCCUGUCUCGCCCCUUUAGUCAUUUGUGUGGUUAUUUUCUUGUCUUUAGCGUUUCACUUAAGGGACUAAGAAAAAAGAGAGACUGCUCGUAUUCUAUCUACAGUGUAGACCCCUGCCUUCUGAUAAUGGCCAGCGAUAAAGGUGUUGUGGCUAGAAAUGUUUGACUGGUCUUUAUUUAAUAAACAUCUGUCAGAAGGUGUUGGUAUAGUGUACUCUGAUGAAAAUCAUCAUGGAUUAAAUUCAGGAUCUGUCUCAAUUAAUACCAUGAACCUCUUAGAACAUGUGUCACGUGUGCAAACAUGACGGAACUAUGAUUUUUUUCUCAUUGUUAUACUUCUGUUUUGCUGUUCAAAGUGGUAUUUAUAUCAUAUACAUUUGUAAGGCUACUUUCAGUUUAAACCAUAAUAAUGUUUUUGCCUUUUAGAGAAGUGACACAAAAUGAUUCACGUCUUUUCUCUUUUAUUAUUAUUAUUUUAUUACAGUUCUCUUCCAUCCUUUGACAAGGAUACCAAAGAAAAGGUUGACAAGGACAUUGAGUCAGCUCGAAAGUGGAUCAAAGAAUACCUUUGA